GAACAUGACCAUCAAUAGAAAACCUGAAGUUGAAGCAGAGAAGUCAACCUGUAAGUCUUACCUCUUAUGAGGAGGAGGCCAAACCAAAUUGAGGAGUUAACUAAUAGAAAAGUUACAUGAUGAACACGACUGAAAUGCUGCACAGCACAAACAGCGACUACAGUUAUGACUAUGAAGACCUGCUUUCUCCAUGUAACUUCGGAUCAGCAAAGAUUUUUGGUGAAAGCUGCCUAACAGUGAUUUACUCACUUGUGUUUGUCUUUGGUCUCUCAGGGAAUAUCCUUGUACUGUGGAUUCUUCUAAAACAAAAACUGCUGAAGAAUAUGACAGACAUCUAUCUUUUCAAUUUAGCAUUAUGUGAUUUGCUUUUUGCUAUAACUCUUCCCUUCUGGGCAUAUUUUGCUGCAAAUGAAUGGAUUUGGGGAGAUGCCUUUUGCAAGAUCAUUAAUGUCUGUUACAUCCUUGGCUACUCCGGUGGUGUAAUGUUCAUAAUCCUGAUAAGUAUAGACCGGUACCUUGCGAUUGUUCAUGCUGUGUCUCUGCUCAGGGCUAGGACAGCUCGAUGUGGGAUUAUUUCCAGUGUAGUGAUGUGGUGUGUAGCUACGUUCACCUCUCUUCCCACGAUGAUAAAUAACAAAAUCGACAACAUUGAUGGAAGAAUUGUUUGCCAUACUUCAUUUCCAUCUGAAAAAUCAUCAAGGUGGAAACUUCUUAGCCUUUUCAGUGCCAAUGUGUUUGGUUAUUUUAUUCCAUUUGCUGUGAUGGUUUUCUGUUAUACAAGAAUAAUUCAAACCCUGCUUAAAAACAAAAGUUAUAAGAAACACAGGGCUAUAAAAGUUAUACUUAUUGUUGUGAUUGUGUUUUUUGUAUUUUGGACACCGCACAACACAGUGAUGUUCCUGGAGUCUUUGAGAGAACUGCAUAUUUUAACUGGCUGUGAAUUCAGCAUACGGCUGAUUAUUGCCCAGCAAAUAACUGAAUCCAUCACGUUUGUACACUGUUGUUUAAAUCCUAUAAUUUAUGCGUUCUUGGGUGAAAGGUUCAGAUUGCACCUCCGCAGAGUUUUUCACACCUGUUUGCCUUCAUUACUUAAAUAUAAAGCACGUGCCAAACCUCAUUCAGCUUCCCACAAUUUUGCUGCCUCUGUUCGUUCACAGUCCUCUCGUGGUCAUGACUCGUCCACCUUUAUUUAGUUCAGUAUAUGAAAUUGCCUGUAAACAUCUUUGUGUAUAUACUCUGUUCUCACAUUUGUACAAAC
Molecule: messenger RNA, 1258 nt
Organism: Carcharodon carcharias (great white shark)
Lineage: Eukaryota; Metazoa; Chordata; Chondrichthyes; Lamniformes; Lamnidae
Product: C-C chemokine receptor type 4-like
Exons: 2
Coding region: 117-1193 (358 amino acids)
Biological process (GO): immune response; chemotaxis; G protein-coupled receptor signaling pathway
Cellular component (GO): membrane
Molecular function (GO): chemokine receptor activity
Source: RefSeq, a predicted model, not a curated record